UAGCAGAUGCCUCUCAGCUCCUCCCUCAGGCCCUGAUGCAUCAUUGUGGUACUGAGAGCAGGCAGCGAGAGAUGCUGGCUGGAGACGUUAAGACUAGAUAGGGUGCUCGCUGUGAACUGACAACGCGUACAAGUGGUCAGAGCCUGAGCGAGAGGCAGUGGUAAUCUCCAGUGUCCUCUGUAUCCGAAGUCGGACAGAGUCCCAGCACCUGGCAAAGCGGCGGUGAUUCACAGGUUCAACACAAGUGCCAAAAUGCUGUCAUUGGUUGCUGUUAUUUUGUUGUGUGGGACUGUUAGACACCUGGAAGCAACCUGCCCAGCAACUGGAAGCCACAAAGCUGCCCCAAGCCCUGAGCCAGAUCUCCAUGACUGUCCAUUAUAUUCAAAGAAUGCUUGCUGCAGAGCGAAUGUAAAGGAUAAGGUGAAUACUUCUCCAGAGGUUGCAUCCUGGAACCAAUGUGGACGCUUGAGCACAAAGUGUGAGCAAUUCUUCAAACAGCUGUUGUGUUUCUAUCACUGCUCCCCAGAUGCUGCAAUUUGGGCAAGCCCAAGAAAUUCCAAUUCCCUUCUGAACGUACCUCUCUGUCAGGGCUUUUGUGACCAAUGGUACGAAGCAUGUGAGAAUGAUCAGACCUGCGUUCGGGACUGGAAUGCAGAUUUGAAGAGUUCAAAUCGCACUCGGGGCACCUGCACCUCGGACUGUAUUCCUUUCAGUAAGAUGUACAAGAAUGGAAAAGAUCUGUGUGAGAGUACGUCUGGAAGUUCUUUCAAGGUCAGAUCCUGUAACUGCUUGAACAUGGACGAGAAUGACAAGGAGGUGAUUAAAAUCCUUAUGCAAGAGGAUAGCACCAAGGCUGGUAUUAAUGGAGCGCUCCCAUGCAAACAGAAGCGCAGCACUCUGAACAAGCUGAGGCUCUCCAUCCGCAAGCGCUCACUUUUCAUGGAAGACAUUGACGGCAGUGGAAGUGGGUUCCCAACAACUGAUUAGUUAAAACUACGGUUGCUGUUUCUCUUUUGUUUUGCAUAGUUGCUGCUCUUGUUAAAAUCUACACCUUGCUGUAUUCACACUGAAAAAUAUUCCAGAGUUAAUACUCAUCAUCCCAGUCCUCAACUAUUCUCUGUUCUAGCAUGCAACCCAUCUACAUCUCAACAAAAGUCAUCAAAUUCCAUCCUGAUAUAAGUCCAAACUCGACGUUAGCACCAUGAAUGAGAGUUCAGAGAAAGGAAAAAAAAAUCCUAUUCUUCGUCCUAUGUCCUCACCACAUUUUAUUGGUCAGUUUUCCUUCUCACAAUCUAGCUGAUUCAGGAUUAAGUUUACAGCCCAAGUCAAUGUUUUAGCAUUACUAUCAAGCUGCUAAUUUCAGGAGUGAAAAAUUGAUACCAUUACCAUUUUGGGUCAUUAAACUAAAAUAUCUGGUGUCCGAAUGUGGUAUCUCGGCUUCCAUUAGGCUCCUCUGAAGAGGAAGUCAGAUAUGUUUCAUCCAUCAAUUUUAAAUUACCUCCAUCUAACUACAUAUUGAUCAUCAGUCAAAAAAAAAUAACGAACACAAAAAAUGAGAAAGAUGGAUGGACCCUUUAAAGAAUGAACUUUUAGUAACAGUUAAACAGUAAUGUCAGUCCAUCAGGAAAUUGGACAUACCUAACGGGCCUCUCCAUCCCUAACAAAAUUCUAGGGUUCUCCUUUUAAUCCACCGAGUCAUUCCCCUGCACAGAACUUGUGCAGAUUUCUUCACAAGACACAUUACUUCAUUCAAGACAAAUAACUGUGCAGAUAAAACUAGCAAAUAGAUCAAACAUUUGAAUGCUGUCACUAAUUUGUGAAGGACAACACCAGGAUGUUACCCCAAUCUUACAACUGACUCUGACCUCUUCCAUGGAUUGAAAUGUCUCUGCAAACAUUAUUUUGGGAGGGUAAUUGAACAUCUAAAUUAAUGUAAACAUUUAAUCCUGUGAGAACCAACUAAGAAGUUGUCCAAGAAACUUAACAGCAGUUUCUAUUCCAAAUAGUUGUCAUUCUACUUUUCUGAGUUUGGGAAGAAAUAUCAGACAGUGGCUAGGUUAGGGCAUGGUAACAGUGUAGUCCUGUUCUCUAGUUCCUGUUUGCAGUGUCAAGUUAAAAUAACCUGCUCACAGCCAUUCCUCGCUUCAUUUUGAAACUCUGGAUCACACCUCCUCUGAAAUAAUUUUGCCAUAGAAAACAGAAUAAAAUACAAAAUAUAUGACAUUGAAAUAGAGAACUACCCCAACAGUAUGCAAUCACUUCAGUCAAAGCUCCUCGUAGCACUGUCAUCUCCAUUCCCUUUAAUCAUGAUUUGUGUCAAACAUCUAAUGCUUGUGAUAAGGGAAGGAAAUUUGGGACAAUUUUCAAAGCCACCCAAGCUCUUGCCACAAAUUUUUAGAUGCUACAAUUCUGCAGUUGUGUGGAAUUUGUUUGCUCUGAUCCUAACUCCUACUAUUAGGAAAGAGGAGAAUUUAUAUCUAGCACUUUUAACAAUUGCUGUAAAAUUUGAGUUGUAGACCACCAUUUGCUUGAGCCACAACCAACAGAAAUAGGCUAAGUGGUGGUAUGUGUGUGUGUUUGUGGGGGGAAGAAGCAGUAUGUGGGUUAUAGUCUAAUAAUAGUCUAUAAGUUGCACCUUGUAUUUAAAGAACAUAUAAGCAUUCAUGAAGAUAUAGUUUACUUGUUGGAUUUUACAUUUAGACUUUCUUGCUUCUGAAACGAUCUGAGAUUCUUCUGUAAAUUUCUAAUAGAAAUUAUAAUAGAAUUAAAAGGAUGCAAUAACUAUGGAGUACUGGUAGCCAUAUUAAAAUGUAAUUUGGAGAUCAUUUUCAGAAUGUGUAUGUUAAAAUGUCAUUAUAGCAAAUUUGAUCAAACAAAAAUUGGUGAUAUAAUGUCAUACAUUGCAUAACAAAGUCAUAAGGACACAGAUACGUUAUCCUGACUAGAAUAAUAUUAAGCUGUACGAAGAGAUUUCACAUAAUGGGUGAGUAUGGCAUCAUUGAUCAGCUGUUUAUUAAUAAAAAAGGUCAAUAUUUGAUUCAGUCCUCCUGAACGCAGCAAAGUAUGCUAGAUUACAGUAUGCCAUCUACCAGUCACACUCAUUCAAGAGACCAUUUGUUCAUGUGUAAACUUUAACCAUGAGUAUUGGCACUCAGCUUGACUGAGAUCUGGGUACAGUAGGAAAGGAAGCUGAAAUCAGUCCGGCAAAAAUCAAGAAUGGAAUCUGAGUUGAUUUCCACCAGUCCCCCCAGACUGAGUUUUAGCACAGGGCUACUGUAACCAAUUCUGCCAAACCAAUCAACUUAGCCAAUGGCUAUCUUACUGCUAAAUAUCUGUACUUGGCUCAGCGAUUGCAAGAGAAUGUUUCAUUAUUGCAGAUGGGUCAGUGACAAAUGGUGCAUUAUUGCUGACAUACCAGUUUGUAUGAAUUGGCAUACAAAGUGUUUCCUUUGGUGCCUCAAGUGAUAACUGCAGUUGGGCGACUCAUGAGUUAAGGGUUAAAUAUUUAAGCAGGACAUCUGUCUUCCAAGCGGUAUCACUUCAUAGAAUCUGUGUAAAUGAAAUUCUUGAUGAUGAUACUGAUCCUGUAUGUACUGGAUCAGUUUUUGGAUCCUCUACCUUAAUUUUUUAAAAAAAAUUUCAUCAUCUUCAUUUGAUGGACAGGAUCAAAUGAAUGCUAAAUGUUUCUAAAACUAUUUGUUAAAAAGUCCACUAUUUUUCCUCCACUGAUUGUAAACUAUAAUUCUUAGCUUUUGCUGUACCAUUACAUUUCAAUUUAUUUUUCAUUAAUCCUACAAUAAGUUCAUGCUUACCAAAAGGUGAAUAAUUUGGCUUGGCAUUUUCUAUGAAUUCUGUCAACAAUAACAUGGAAAACGUCAGCAGACAGACUGCUUCAUUUCUCCACCUAACAAUUAAAGAAACAUAUCUUUCUGUUUUGCCAAUCCUGCCAGAGAUUUGAUUGAUGUGGUAAUCUAAUCAGCAACUUUCUGCAUAACAAGAGAGCACAAAAACUUAUAAAAUUCAAAUUCCCUUUAUGCGCCAAUACUACAUCAACAAGAUUUAUAACACUGAACAGAAAUAGGCUGAUAAACAGUAGAUGCUUGUCCUAGCAAAGAGGUGAACUGACCAUGUUCAAGAUUUCCGUUUGUUCCUUCUCUGCAGGUUGCUUAUCCUCUGAACAUGCCACUAUCAGGUGGUUUCAAAAUUGCUUAGUUUUCUGAUAAUGAUAUAAUUUUUCUUUUUGGAACAUAAACAAUAAAUAAGCAAAACCAGAAAUAAAGUCAAAUCCACGUUUUAGUAACAGCUUGUUUCGAAACAAAUGCAAAAGCACAGGUGAUUUGAUCAUGAUGUGUGAAAGCUUUGGCUGAAUCAGUUUAUUGCAGGUAAGCUUACAAAGUUCUUUCUUGUAUCAUAUGGAAUUCCUGACUAGGAAAGGGAAUAUAGAAACAAAAGAUGGGUUGAAAACUUAUCCACUUCUGGCUAGACACAAUAAAUUAAUCAUCAUUUUCUUUCUCCUGCACUGCAUGAGUGUUGAUAAGGUGAUGGCUCUGGCUUUACUGACAAUGUUCAAACAGAGCAGUCCUAACUUCUCAAGGCCCAAGGAGAAAUGGGUCUUUUGACUAAAGUUAAUUGGACCUCUGCUGUGCUGGGGCAAAGAAUGAAUGACCCUACUCUUACCCUGGCACCAUGACCACCCUUUUUCCAUGCAAUAUACAUAUGAAUCAUCAAUUCUCCUGCAACAUUGGAAACUGCAGCAACUCAUGUCAAGAGUCAGAGAAUGUUAUUGUGUUGAUGCUUUUUGCUUCAGACUAGAUUCUUACCAACACACAGUACUCCUAUCUCACAAUAGGUUAGCCACAAACUACUGCUUUCUCUGUCCUCCACACUUUCCUUCACUCCUGUUCCAGUCAAAUACAUUUAAUUAAGAAUUAAAUACAAUUUAUUGCAGCCUCUUUUGUAUUUUAGGCACUGUUCCUGCCUCGUAAUGUCUCGUGUAUGUUGGUUUUAAAGUCUGUUUACCUUUCUGCAGCAGGUUAAAGAUCUGCUGCGGAUUUGGUUCCUGUGCAGUGUGUGUAAACAGAUGUACUUGUAUAAACGGAUAGCGCGCUUUUUUGUCUCUGCUCGUUCUAUAUUUUUAUUAACCAGGUUAUCUGUCCCUGUAACUACUGACAUUGUGCAAUUCUACAGAACUGAGAUUUACUAAUAAAAUGGGAAACACGGUGACAAAA
Messenger RNA from Stegostoma tigrinum, 5228 nucleotides. It is a transcript of the gene rtbdn, whose product is annotated as retbindin. The coding region runs from base 253 to 987 and encodes 244 amino acids. The record is from RefSeq and is a predicted model, not a curated record. Lineage: Eukaryota; Metazoa; Chordata; Chondrichthyes; Orectolobiformes; Stegostomatidae. Gene Ontology annotation, molecular function: riboflavin binding; riboflavin transmembrane transporter activity; signaling receptor activity. The transcript is spliced from 6 exons. Gene Ontology annotation, cellular component: external side of plasma membrane.